This is a messenger RNA of Drosophila teissieri, 900 nucleotides long. RefSeq lists its product as uncharacterized. Lineage: Eukaryota; Metazoa; Arthropoda; Insecta; Diptera; Drosophilidae. The transcript has 2 exons. The coding region runs from base 38 to 844 and encodes 268 amino acids. The record is from RefSeq and is a predicted model, not a curated record.
GAGCAAGUUUCAAACGAACCGCACAGCGAACAACAACAUGCAGUCCCAUCUCAUCGCCAUCCUGCUGGCCACCGUGGCCAUCGGCUCCUGCGUCGCGAAUCCCAAUCUCAUCUCUGGUCCCUCGCAAAUGCUCGAGAUAAUGAGAGCCUCCAGCGAGAUGCAGCGUAAUAAUCCACAACUGGUGUUAGAGUGUUUCGACUAUUAUAAACCCCUUUUGCAAGACGACUAUGACGCGUAUCAGGUUGAGUACAAUCAGUGCAUCGCUAAAUUCGAUGGCGGUAAGGCCGAGGUCCAGCAGCGAUAUGUGCCCGUUGUCUGGGGCAUCAGCAACACCACCUUCGACAGCUGCAUGGAGCUGCUGGACUGUGAUAACAAGAAUAGCAGUGAGAACGCGCUAUCCUGCUACGCCGAACAGGGUCCAAUUAGGUCCAAGGACUUGUCCAGUGUGGCUUUCAAUGCGUCGACCCAAGUCAGUUCGCUGUUGCAGGAGGUCGAGCAACUGGGAUUCACCCGCGAUCUAUGCUGCAAUGCAUCGGCCAGGAACUAUGAGAUCAACUCCGCCAAGACCAACCAAGCUCUUCAGCAAUGCCUGGCAAGUGUAGUUCCUGUGCCAGAAAGUAGCACCACUAGCUCCACCAGCGCCACUUCCAGCACCACCGCUGCCCCCGUUUCCACCGAUAGCCCCACAACCGUAGCAGAAUCCACAUCCACACCAAUUAUAAGUUCGUCCACAACGAGGUCUCCAUCGACAGUGGCGCACUUCAGUGCCGUUGAAAGCAGCAGUGGCAACAGCCAGAACCGAUUUGCCAGGAAAGUGGAAAGUAUUUUGAAACAUAUUGUUUAAGAAUGGAGCAAUAUCAAGGUCCAUAUCAAUAAAAUAUUAAACAAGAACAUUGCAAA